This is a messenger RNA of Dacryopinax primogenitus, 1146 nucleotides long. Its product is annotated as isomerase YbhE. The record is from RefSeq and is a predicted model, not a curated record. The coding region runs from base 1 to 1119 and encodes 372 amino acids. Gene Ontology annotation, molecular function: 6-phosphogluconolactonase activity; protein binding. NCBI's taxonomy places the organism in Eukaryota, Fungi, Basidiomycota, Dacrymycetes, Dacrymycetales, Dacrymycetaceae. The transcript is spliced from 4 exons.
AUGGCGUACAGGAUCUUGGUUGGGGGGUAUAGCACCCUGCUCACCACUCUGCUCUUCAACCCGUAUGUCAGCCCUCCGACGUUGGAGAUCUUGAACCAGUCUCCAAGCGGGAUAAACGCUUCCUGGCUCGCACCACAUCCCACGAACUGCUCCAUUGUCUUCGGAUCCCAAGAAAUCGAUGCUGGCGGGGUAGCCAGCUUCCUCAUCCAGCCGGAUGGGUCAGCCAGGAUCGUCAGCAACGUCAGCACGUACGGCAGCGCUCCGGCGUACGUUGGCGUGCUCAGCAAUCUACGCGAUGUCGUAGCGAUGAACUAUAACUCUGGCAACGGCGCCGUCAUCCCGCUCGAACUGGACGGUGUCACGCUCACUUCCCCGCCUCCGCAGGGGUUGGUGGCCUUCAACGGCUCCGGGCCCAACCUUGCCCGGCAAACGAGUGCCCACCCGCACAUGGUCUUUCAGAACGGCGCCACGAACAGCCAAGAGCUGCUCGUUCCUGAUCUCGGCUCAGAUAAGGUCUGGCGGCUGACGAGCACUGCUCCCAACACGUAUAACAUCGCGGGCUACAUCCAGCAGCCACUCGGUUCCGGACCGCGGCACGGUGUCCUCUACACCCCUCCUCUGCCCGACGAUGACUUCGAGUCUCCCACCACCUACCUGUACAUGGUCCACGAGCUCGCGAACACCGUCACACAGCAGACGAUCCCUUCCCUCUCAUCUGGUAUCCAACCCGAGCUGGUGGCGAUGGUGCCUACCAUCCCGGAGGGAGGGGACAACACUACGAUCGCUACUGCGGAGAUCCUGUUAAGCCCAAUCAACGCGUUGUAUGACGAGCAGUACCUGUAUGUCAGCAAUAGGUGGGAUCCGGACCCCGCGGGAGACACAGUGGCUAUCAUGACUCCCGACCCGCUGACGGUGAUCGCUCAGGUGCGCACGGGGUUGUACGGGAUCCGCGGGAUGAUGCUCGGCGGGGACCAGGAUCAGUACGUGAUCGUCGGCGGACAAGGUAGUGGGGGAGUAGCGGUAUACGAGCGCGUGAACGGAGGUGCCAACCUCACGCUUAUGGCAAGGCUCAACUCGUCGCUCGUAGAGGCGCCGACGACGUUCGUCUGGCUUGACUAGCUUGCGUGACUUGGCAGAGGUGGUAAA